AUGAAGUGGAGCGAGGAUGAGGAUGGGAUGUGCAAGCUGUGUGGUGACAAGUUGGGAACUGUGCCGCAUAUUCUGGCUGGUUGUCCUGUAUCACUAAGUCAAGGGAGAUACCGAUGGCGCCACGAUAAGGUGCUUAAACAAAUAGCAGACCAAGUGAAAUUCCAUUGUGAGCGGAGAGUCAACAAGAGGAAGAGCUCUUGUGUCACUCGGAAAGCCAUUGAGUUUGUUCCAGCAGGAGGGAGGUUUAAGGAGGUGAAGAGGUCGAAAGUCAGUGAGUUUGGGAUUCUGAGUGGGGCCACUGAUUGGAUAGUAUUAGCAGACCUGGAUAAGCAGCUGAAAUUCCCGUCGGAUAUAGCAACGACCAGAUUAAGACCAGAUUUGGUUCUUUUCUCGAAAGCUUCCAAGAGAGUAAUCUGGUGGGAGCUUACAGUACCGUCGGAAGAGAGAAUAGCUGCAUCCCAUGAGCUGAAGCUUGAUCGGUAUAACAGUCUACAAGCGGAAAUACAAGCUAAUGGGUGGUCAUGUUUCAGCUUUGCUGUUGAGGUUGGUGCUAGAGGUGUGGUCGCAGCAAGUUUGGAGUGUGCAUCAAGGAAGAUUGGUCUGACUGGGAGAGCCCUCAAGAAGUUGGUCAGAGAUUGUGGGAAGGAUGCAGCCCAUUGUUCAAGAUGGAUUUAUCUGCUAUCUAGGAAAAGAGAGUGGGAGAUGAGAGCUGUUUGA
Messenger RNA from Bolinopsis microptera, 717 nucleotides. RefSeq lists its product as uncharacterized. The record is from RefSeq and is a predicted model, not a curated record. Lineage: Eukaryota; Metazoa; Ctenophora; Tentaculata; Lobata; Bolinopsidae. The coding region runs from base 1 to 717 and encodes 238 amino acids. The transcript has a single exon.